UGCUGCGGCACCGCGCCUGUGCCCCUGCGCCCGCGCGCUAUGGUCUGCGACGACGGCCUACACGCCUCAUCGCCUCCCGCGCGCCGCAAGUCUCUCCGCCGCCUCGCCUCCACCCGCGGAUUCAGACCUCGCCCUCUCAACGAGCACGGGUACCUCCGAGUCUUCGACGGCCUCGAGCCUUUCGCCGUCGACGCACCCAGCAAACUCGUCAAGGUCACGCUCAACACCACCGUGGAGGAUGUAAACAAAACUCUCGGGUUCACGGAUGAACUGACGCUCUGGUUACAAAUUGGUAGUGAGAAUUCAAGAAGAUUGGAACUGGAUGAAUAUCCGUUGCGGAUUCAGGAGCAAUUUUUAGCUACUCAAGGCUGGAGGUCUGAAGCGCGGCGCCUGAGACUGGCGGUCGAUCCAGAGUUGCGACACUCGCUACGCUUCUGCGUAGGUCCGGCGUCGAGAUCCGGAGCUGUAUUGAAAAGUGGUACAUUGUACGUCCUGAAAGGACACGUUUUCCCGCAAUGGAAGCCCCGUCCGGCCCACAUUACUGGAUCGCGAUUGCACAUGUGCGGGUCCACGUGGGAAACUUUGGAGUUGAGUGGAGGAAAUAUAGAGCUGUGCCAGCCGAAAGCUCAGAGACUAGUGCUAUGCGUCAAGCCCCGUUGUCAUGGGAACAGCGUCCCGGGUGACGUUGGAGUUAACCACCUCUUCUUAGGCUUCAGCACCGUUUGGGAGAGGAACAUGUGGUUCUGCUGGUUGAAAGAGGGUACUCAAAGCACGCAGCCACCAAAUGUACUGGACUUGAGUGGCGGCGGGCGCGCUUCUCUCGGGGCGGCGCUGGCGCAGCAUGCGACUGGCGCGUUUACAAUACGCGUGCUCAAACUGCGCACCAACGCUCUGACGUCACUGCCGGCGCAAGUAUGGAACCUGCAAGCGCUUACGCACCUCGACAUCAGUGACAACAGGAUAUCUGAAUUGCCUGAUGAGAUUUCUCAGUUAACACAGUUGGAAGAGCUGCAUGUAAGCAGCAACGAGCUCCGUUCGCUACACUGCGCUCUGCAGCUGCCUCGACUGCGGUCGCUGGUGGCAGACAACAACCUUAUCACCAGUUUUGGGGCUGAUAAUUCUUCAGGAAUGGGUCCUGAACAGGAGAAUAAAUCGGAGCACCAUGCUCCAUUAACUACGGUGGACCUGCGCCAUAAUAGACUGAAAGGGAGCAUUAUUCUCGGGAACUAUGAGCACCUAGUGUCCUUGGAUGUAUCGUAUAACGCGGUAGAGGUGCUGGUGGUGUCAGCUCUUCGUGGUCUGCGUGAGCUGUACGCAGCGCACAAUACACUCCAGCACCUGUCUCUACAUGGAGCUUCACUACGCAUAUUACGGGCACCACACAAUCAACUGGAGACCCUUACAACUACUGUACCACCGAUAAACCUUGUAGAAAUAGACGUGACUGACAAUAAACUGACGUCACUGCCACAAUGGCUGAGCGGCUGCUCAGACCUCACGACACUACACGCCAGCAACAACCAGCUGACGGCGCUACCAGAACAUCUGUUCUGCAGCGAACUUUCCAGCCUCAGCAGUCUUCACCUCGCCCACAACAAAAUAUCGAACAUCCCCUCAAUGCCAAGACUAAGAGCUCCUCUCAAAGAACUUCUCCUUCACGAUAAUUGUAUACAAUCAUUACCAGAAAAUUUCUUCUCGGUUUGUGACAGACUCUGUAUACUUAAUCUUUCGAACAACAGACUAAAUCGUUUACCACCAGCAAGAGGCCCCUCGUCGCACUGCUUAGAACGUUUAUAUCUUACUGCAAAUUGCCUAACAGACGAAGUAUCAGACGUGAUCAUUGCAUUCAGAGGCUUAAAGAUUUUACACAUGGCAUACAAUUGCUUGACUAGUUUACCAGAAACCUGUGUAAACUUUUGGCCUGAUAUUGAGGAAUUGGUUCUAUCCGGAAAUUCAUUCACAAGACUUCCAGAAAACUUGCCGCAAUUAAAUAAUAUACGAGUCGUACGAGCGCAUUCUAAUAAGUUGCGAUCAGUUCCAAUGUUCGCUUGCAGUGCUUCCGUUAAAAUAUUAGAUUUCGCUCAUAAUGAACUCGAUACCAUAGAUUUAAGACUACUUGCACCAAAGCAACUAAAGUUUUUGGACAUAUCUUGUAAUCAGAAAUUGCAAGUCGAUCCUUCUCAAUUUAGUGCUUACAGAUGUCAACGACCACUGAGUUUGGUGGACGUUACGGGUAGAAAUUCCCUACCUUGGCCACAAAAGAGUGGUUAUCAUGAAGAACUAAACGGUGCCACACCGUGGAGCACAGGAUUUUCGGAAUGUCCAAACAAAUCUUUGCAAUUAUGCUGUGCUCAAAUUCGUCUUCCAUCGUUUUGUAACAAAGAAGGUCUUUUCGCUAUAAUAGAUGGCGAAACAGAUAUGGAGGUUCCUAAAAUACUACAGACCAGCUUGCCCGGAUUACUUCUUGAAGAAAAAUCAAUUAAAGAAACUGUUAACGAAUACAUGAAAUAUGUUGUUUUGUCGGCGCACAGAGAAUUGAAAGAAAAAGGACAAAGAAAAGGAGCUUGUCUAAUUAUGUGUCACUUAUCUCCUAUGAACUCACCGGAAAAUGGAUUUGGUCACACUGUCAGAAGAUACAGUAUGAAACUUGCUAAUGUUGGGGACACUAAAGCAGUAUUAAGUAGACGAAAUGGACCGCUCAGUUUGGGUAUAGAAAAUAACAAAAGAUUAGGAUAUUCUACCCGUUACCCUACUACAGUGCCAGACCCAGACGUUAUCCAAACGGUGAUAAAAGAAGACGAUGAAUUUCUCAUACUUGGAAAUGGAAAAUUUUGGAAUGCUGUAAGUAUAGAAGCAGCGGUAUCUGAAGUAAGAGCUGAACGAAAUCCAGUUCUAGCAGCAAAAAGAUUACAAGACUUAGCUCAGAGCUAUGGAAUUGAAGAUUGUAUUUCCGUCAUGAUAAUUCGCUUUGAUAACUCAGGGCGAUCUGACGUUGACUUACUAAUGCGGGAGUUACGACAAACGAUACACAGCAAUAAGCCUGUAUGCAGAACUGAUUGUUGUUGCUCUAGACAAGAAGCGUGCUGCCAUUCUGCUACUCCGCCAAAAGCAAGUAGCGAUCGCUCGUCACCAAGUGGACAGAGCGACAGACCACCAAGUGAAGCAAUUAGUCACCAACACUACGCCAGUGUCCGGUCUUCGCAAACCAGGGCUUCUGAGCGAAGAAGUUGCCGAGGCGGAGUCGCUCGCGCAAUUAGAGUUCGUGUUGAGGAAGAUAAGGAAGACGGUCAUAUAAAUGACGAUCUAUCAAAUCCCGAGGAACAAUUUAAAUGCUGGGAAUACAUGUUAGAACAAAACACCCAAAUGCUGUUUGAUAAAGAGCUAGAUAAUCUAUCUAAAGGAAUCAGAUCUAACGUUAGCAGUUUGAAAAAUGUUAAAGGUUUAUCUGGAAGUAGUCCUCAACUUCAUUUGACAGGUAAACAGUCCAAGGGCGUUCCGUUUUUAUCAAAACAUUUUGGAAGCGCGAGAUCUUUUGGGACAGCUUUAAAGCCUGACCUCAGAUUUGGAUCAGGCAGGCUUCCGAACGGCGGGCCAAAUGCUGCAUAUUUUGGGUCCUUGCAGCGACUGAUGCCUUACCAUUUGGAAUAUGAUUUUGCUGUAAUACAGGAAAAGACUGCACAUUCUCAGGACUCACUGGACCUCGAAGGCCGCAUGCAACAGUACUGGGGCGUGGCCACAACGGAAUUGUAAAUACCAAAUACAUUUAUUACCCUUGUAAAUAAAACUUCGUUAUAAUUAGCAUAGAAUGUAUCGUUAUUUAUAUACCAUUCAUCUGUCGACUAGAAUUUUUGCACAAAGUAAUAUAAUAUCACUAUUGACUUAUCUAUGUGAGCUAUG
Molecule: messenger RNA, 3897 nt
Organism: Pectinophora gossypiella (pink bollworm)
Lineage: Eukaryota; Metazoa; Arthropoda; Insecta; Lepidoptera; Gelechiidae
Gene: Phlpp
Product: protein phosphatase PHLPP-like protein
Exons: 7
Coding region: 40-3750 (1236 amino acids)
Molecular function (GO): receptor serine/threonine kinase binding
Source: RefSeq, a predicted model, not a curated record